Drosophila grimshawi is the source of this 2109-nucleotide messenger RNA. RefSeq names its product organic cation transporter-like protein. Bases 175 to 1815 code for a protein of 546 amino acids. Gene Ontology annotation, cellular component: membrane. Gene Ontology annotation, biological process: transmembrane transport. The transcript is spliced from 5 exons. The record is from RefSeq and is a predicted model, not a curated record. Lineage: Eukaryota; Metazoa; Arthropoda; Insecta; Diptera; Drosophilidae. Gene Ontology annotation, molecular function: transmembrane transporter activity.
AAAACACUUGGAAGCCUGCUUCGCGCCGAGUAUGUUGUUAACGGGAAGCUUUGAAGUCUUCGCUCUUAACCCGAUACCUGCAGUAUAAAGUGCCCCGUGAUUUGAAUACAUAUAUAAUACAUAGUAUAUGAAGUAAAUAAAGUUCACCUCAAGCAGCUAGGGACAGAAUUGAAUAUGGAUUUCGAUCGUGUGCUCGAGAAGUGCGGCAGCUUUAACCGCUUCCAAUUUGUCCUCUUGAUAUUGUACGGCUAUACAAAUAUACUCAGCUCGUUGCAUUAUUUCUCGCAAACACUCAUCACGUUUACGCCGGAACAUUGGUGCUCCCAUGAUGAUCUUCUUGGACUCAAUGCGGAAUCGAUACGCUCGAUUUAUUCAAAUGUAAGUCAACCCGCCUGCACACAGCUCGAUGGCGUCAUCAAUGGAACGGGCAUUGUGUCCAAUGGCGAAACCUGCCAGGAUUGGAUUUUCGAACGUGAAAGCGGCUACCAGAGCCUCACAACUGAGCUCCAGUGGGUCUGCGACAAAUCCCAUCAGCCGGCCGUAGGCCAAUCCUUCUUCUUUGUGGGCUCCGUGGUGGGUACCAUCACCUUUGGCUAUCUAUCGGACCGCAUUGGCCGGCUACCUACCUUGAUAAUGACAACAUUAGCUGGUGCUACCGGUGACAUGAUGACUUCCUUUGUGCACACCUUACCAUGGUUUGCAUUCUCGCGCUUUGUCUCUGGUCUCUCCACCGACACCAUGUACUAUUUGGUGUACAUUCUGGUGUUCGAGUACCUGAGUCCAAAACGUCGCACCUUUGGCCUCAACAUUAUUCUCGCCAUCUUCUAUUGCUUUGGACUGAUGACCUCCCCCUGGGUCGCCAUCUGGAUAGGCAACUGGCGUCAAUAUCUGUGGAUAGCUUCGUUGCCAGCUCUUGGGGUGCUCUGCUAUCCGCUGCUACUCUGUGAGAGUGCUCAGUGGCUGCUCACCAAACAGAGAUACGAUGAGGCAGUGAAGAGUCUCAAAUGGGUGGCCAGAUUCAACGGGAGACAGGUGGAGGACUCUGUGUUCGAUGAGUUUGUCAAGCACUAUCGCGAGAAGAUGAACGAGCAACAGAAGCUAACAAAUCAUGAGGAUACAUUUAUGGGAAUGUUUAGAACACCGCGUCUGCGUCGUUUCACGCUGACCCUGCUGCUGAAAUCGGUCAUCAUUACACUUUCUUACGAUGUGAUCAACCGCAAUAUGGAGGGUCUGGGCUCCUCUCCAUUCAAGCUAUUCUCGUACACAUCGAUCAACUAUUUGCCUGCAGGCUGCACAAUUCUCUUGCUCCAAAACAUUAUCGGGCGGAAGGGAAUGGCCUGUGGCGCGUUGCUGGUGGGCGGAAUUAUAACCACAGUAACGGGUUUCAUUAUUGCCUUUAUGGAUCCGAAAGAGAAUGCCAUUCUGCUGGCUGUUAUGAUCGGUUUGGGUCGCUACGGAGCCACGGUCUCCUAUGAUGCGGAAAUCCAAUACGCUGCCGAGAUAAUCCCAACCAGUGUCAGGGGGAGGGCAGUGUCCAAUAUACAUGUCGUUGGCUUGGCCUCCAGUACGAUGGCUUUCUAUGUGAUCUACUUGGCCCAAUUUUACAAGCCACUGCCAUCAAUUUUCAUAAGUAUUUUGAUGUUCAUUGGUGCUGGCUUAUGCCUGACGCUUCCUGAAACUCUGCACAAAAAACUACCGGAGAACUUGGCCGAUGGUGAGAAAUUCGCCAUGAACGAGGGUUACUUGUACUUUCCCUGCUUUAAAAAGCAUCGCGAAAGCGCGUCCCAGUGCACCGAAGAGAAGUCAGAAGCUUAGUACUAGGCUUAAACUGAAUCUGAUGUAGAUAACAAAUAACCUGAAGAUGAGCUUAACGUAAAGUUAGUUCCUGUAACAGAAUGGUCUGAUAAGUAUUAUUCAUGCCAAGGAUGCAUAGUAAUACAGAUGUAGCUGAUAAAUUACACAAUACGUGUUCCACUUAUAGUAUUCCUACUGUACUUAAACUGAACUAAGAAAACCCCUUUGUAUACCUCCUACCAUUUAACCUUAAAGUGUAUACCAACAACUUCAAGUAAAUAAAUAAAUAUUUGCUUUUAAUAUAACAAUAAGAAA